AUGCAGGAAAGUGAGGCCGGAAUUUUGGCCCAAAUUGAAGUCAACAACUCAUCUCCCCAACAGAGUUCUGACUUUGAGCCUCUUGAACGCAACUUCCACAUUUCCAAUAAUCGCAGCAACGACAGCACAAAUUUUCUGAUGUCCAUUUUAAAAUUUCGUUGCCUGCACGCAUCGCAUUUUCGGGACCCGUUUUUCGGCAACCAUGCUGCUGCGAGACAAACAAAGCCAAAGGAACACUCCUCGAUAUCCUGCACACCAGUACCACAAACGCUCCAACCGCAGUUUGAUCCGAUCGCUGAUGACAUGGGAAAAGGACAACCUAUACUACCAAUCAUGGAUCUUAAGGAUGGCAAACGCAUGGUGCAGAGACUAUCCCCUCACAUGUGA
Paracoccidioides lutzii Pb01 is the source of this 387-nucleotide messenger RNA. RefSeq lists its product as hypothetical. The record is from RefSeq and is a predicted model, not a curated record. The transcript has 3 exons. The coding region runs from base 1 to 387 and encodes 128 amino acids.